AUGUCCUUCCCAGCUAUAACAUCCUCUAUGCAAGAUGGCUCGACCAUACCGCUCACUGUCUUCCUGAAUGGCCUGGCGACACGAUACAUGACGGUCAUCGGACUCGUCGCGAUGUUUUACGACCACAUUCUCACGUUUUCUGCCGAAGUAUCCCUCGUCUGGAGGGCUCGUCCAUCAUUCGGUCGCAAUGGUUUUCUUCUCAACAAAUAUCUUGCUCUUGCAUGCCUUCUGAUGAACGCUCAUUUGUCGAGUGGAAUCAGUGAGAAUGCUCAUUCAGACACAACGUAUGUCAUACAUCUGUUUCCAGCCCCCUCCGACGAGACCGCUACCUUCGUCUGCUCUGUCUAUUCGAUCAUCUUCGGCCAUUUCCUUAUGUUGCUGCGAGUAGCUGUGCUGUGGGAUAGACAAAAGACCAUACUAAAACUCCUCGCGACCGCUUUCUUCGCGACCGCCGUCGCGACACUGACCAUGGUCAUAAUGACCGUCAUUCAUCUUGCGCCGCACAUCGUAUGGCACAACAACGUCCGUAUGUGUGUCGCCACACAGACCUCACCUCUUCUAACGAUCGUCUGGGCCUCAUCGCUGCCCUUCGACCUCCUCGCCUUCAGCCUAACACUGUACAGCUCACUGUCGAGACCGCGACCAGGAGACGUCGGGGCUACGAGCGUCGUCCGUCAAGAUGGUGCCUGUUUCUUCUGUAUCAAAACAUGUCUUGACGCUCUGAACACUUGGUUCGCCGCGUUUGGGGACUCGCACAAAAUCAUGACCGUCACCGCCUUCGUCUGGGCAAUGGUCACACUCCUCGUCAAUCGCUUCCUCCUCCACAUCCGAGCCGCCGAAGCCUCAGACAAGGACACAGACGAGACCUUUCAAGCGGCUCAACAUCUUUCCAGUCCGAGUCCUUUGAAGGCGUAUGCGUAUGCCGGCGACGUCUCUCAUCCAGUGGCACCUUCAGAACCACGGUCAGAACAGCCAAGACGUUUAACCCAAUUGUAUGAACGUCACGGUUUUGAUCACCGGGCCGUAGAUCUCGAGCCUUUAGAGGGUUGUUAUAUUCAGAGGGAGAGCGUGGAGUCCAGGGCUUUGAGGAGGUUGUGA
Molecule: messenger RNA, 1098 nt
Organism: Stereum hirsutum FP-91666 SS1
Lineage: Eukaryota; Fungi; Basidiomycota; Agaricomycetes; Russulales; Stereaceae
Exons: 10
Coding region: 1-1098 (365 amino acids)
Source: RefSeq, a predicted model, not a curated record